ACCGGGAUCGGGACGGGGCCCGGGACGGAGCCGAGGACGGGGACGCGCCUCGGACCCGGACCCGAGAGAGCGCGUUGGUUGCCGGACAGUUCAUCCCGCACGGGGACCCUCGUCCGCCCUCCCGCAGCCUCCGCCGCCCGGGACCGGGGUCUCCGGGAAGAGUAGCGGGGCGGCCCCGGGCGCGGGCGCCCGCGGUCGGAUGUCCCCGCAGACGUGAUCGGUGACUUCCCGCCGCCCGCCCUCCUUCCUUCCUUCCUUCCUUCCUUCCUUCCGUCCUUGUCCCCCCUUGUCGGGGCGGGUGGGAUGCUGGCCAUGCCGGAGGAGCGCGCCCAGGCCGGGGAGCGGCCGUGCAGCCCGGCGGGCCGGCCCGGCUCGCUGGCCCCCGCCGGGGACGAGGACGAGGACUCGGACGGGCCGCCGUCCCCCCGCGGGGACGGGGGGGGCCCGGGGGGCCCGUCGUCGGGGGUCCCGGCGGACGAGCGGUUCCCGGCCUGCAUCCGCGACGCGGUGUCGCAGGUGCUGAAGGGCUACGACUGGAGCCUGGUGCCGAUGCCCGCCCGCGGGGGCCCGGGCGGCCCCGGCGGGCCCGGAGGCCUCAAGGCCAAGCCGCACGUCAAGCGGCCCAUGAACGCCUUCAUGGUGUGGGCCCAGGCCGCCCGACGAAAGCUGGCUGACCAGUACCCGCACCUGCACAACGCAGAGCUCAGCAAGACCUUGGGCAAGCUCUGGCGCCUGCUGAGUGAGAACGAGAAGCGGCCCUUCGUGGAGGAAGCCGAGCGGCUCAGGGUGCAACACAAGAAAGACCACCCGGAUUACAAAUACCAACCGCGGAGGCGCAAGAGCACCAAGGCAGGCCAGAGCGACUCCGACUCCGGGGCCGAGCUCGGCCACCCUCCGGGCACUCAGCUGUACAAGGCCGACGCGGGCCUCGGAGCCCUGGGAGACGCCCACCACCACGGCGACCACCCAGGCCAGGCGCACGGCCCGCCCACCCCGCCCACCACCCCGAAGACCGACGUCCAGCAGCACCCCGGCGGCAAGCCGGAGCUGAAGCCCGAAGGGCGCCGCCUGGUGGACAGCGGCCGCCAGAACAUCGACUUCAGCAACGUGGACAUCUCGGAGCUGAGCAGCGAGGUCAUCAACAACAUGGAGACCUUCGACGUGCACGAGUUUGACCAGUACCUCCCCCUCAACGGCCACUCGGCCCUGCCCUCGGACCACGGCGCCUCGGCGGGCUCCUACGGGCCGGCCUACCCGCACCCGGCCGCCGCGGGGCCCGGGCCCUCGCCCGCCUGGACGCUCAAGAACGCGGCCUCCGCCUCCUCCGCGGCCUCCCCGGAAGCGAGCCAGCAGCGGCCGCACAUCAAGACGGAGCAGCUGAGCCCCAGCCACUACAGCGACCAACCGCACGGCUCCCCGGCGCCCUCGGACUACGGCUCUUUCAGCGCCCAGGCCUGCGUCGCCACCGCCCCCUCGCCCGCCGCCUUCACCGGCUCCCAGUGCGACUACACCGACCUGCAGAGCUCCGGCUACUACAGCCCGUACCCGGGCUACCCCUCCGGCCUCUAUCAGUACCCCUACUUCCACUCCUCCCGCCGCCCGUACGCCACCCCCAUCCUCAACGGGCUGUCGCUGCCUCCCGCCCACAGCCCCUCCGGCAGCUGGGACCAGCCCGUCUACACCACUCUGACGCGGCCCUAGGCGGCGACCCCGCUAUGGGGAGGGGAGCCCUCCACCUCAAGUCUCGGGUGCGGGUCGAGCACCCCUUGCCGAGGACGGAUCGGAGAACCGUGGGCCUGGGGGCCGACUGAGCUUCACAGGGAGACUGAUGUGUGUGGCUGGGGGGCCCCCUUUGUCCCGCCCCUCGACAGACGGGGCACCGUGGGCUCCGGCCCGGGUCCCGGGACCACCCCUGUGACACCAGGGGCCGAUCUCGGGCCACCUCAGCCACCGGGAGGCCUAAAGCGGAUGCUGGACUGGCUUCUCUGCGGGCAGAGGGGCGGGACUCUGGCGAGCGGCUGCAGCCGAAGCUGAGGGCACCCCCGGGGCCCGGCCGGCCACCCGCUGGGGAGACACAGCCUCCAGUUGACCUGGGCCCGGAAUCCCCGAGCAACAUUUAGUUGCGGGGUCCCGGCCUCUUCUGAGGCUGCGAAGACAUCUCCGUUAGUUGUGUAUUCGUGGUCUGGAUCGCUGUGUCUUCCGUGCUGUACUUCAUGCAGAAAGUCGACUUCGGACAGAGUCCAGGUCGGAACCCCAUCGUGAGGCAGGGACGCGACCUCCGGCCGCCGUGCCUCGAGGUCGGAUGCAGAGCGUGGCUCCGACAGCGCCCUGCCAGCCAAGCAGAGGGCAGGUUGUACCUGAGGGUCAGCUGCCCGACCACCAGCGCUCUGGAGGGGUGACGGGCCAGGACCAGCCCGGGCCCUCUGUGGGGCACUCUGUCCAGGGGUGGCCUGGACACUGAGAGGGAGGGGGCAGGAGCAGCUGGGCCGCUUCCAGGGGGGUUUCACCACGAGGAGAUCUCACCCCCUCUCCACCCAUUCCAAGAGCCUCGAAGGGUGACGCUCCCCCCCCC
Messenger RNA from Tachyglossus aculeatus (Australian echidna), 2572 nucleotides. RefSeq names its product SRY-box transcription factor 8 (gene SOX8). The coding region runs from base 304 to 1701 and encodes 465 amino acids. Gene Ontology annotation, molecular function: RNA polymerase II cis-regulatory region sequence-specific DNA binding; DNA-binding transcription factor activity, RNA polymerase II-specific. Gene Ontology annotation, cellular component: nucleus. Gene Ontology annotation, biological process: enteric nervous system development; morphogenesis of an epithelium; peripheral nervous system development. The transcript has 4 exons. NCBI's taxonomy places the organism in Eukaryota, Metazoa, Chordata, Mammalia, Monotremata, Tachyglossidae. The record is from RefSeq and is a predicted model, not a curated record.